GAUUUUUGGAUUUCCGCCAUAUUCAAAAACAGUCACGAGCCUCUGUUAUUGUAGUAAGAUUUAUUGUUAUUAUUGAGUUUAAGUAUUUCAGUAAGACGUAGUUAAAAUCCCCCUGGUCCAAGAUAUUUCAAAUGGGGGAAACCGGUGAAGUCCAACUUCCCGUUUCCACUUUAGAGAAACCGAAAAGACAACCGAGCUCCAGGAACUUGAAGAGGAAGUUUUCAGCUGGUGAAGAUGAGUCUCCCCUCGCGAACAACAGCACGAGUCUGAGACGGUCACUGCGAAGAGGAAGCUCCUUCACCUUCCUCACCCCAGGACCACAAUGGGACUUCAGUCUGAAGCGGAAGCGCAGAGAGAAGGAUGACAGCGACGCAGUCAGCCUCUGCAGCUUCGACUUUAAGGAACCCAGCAACAAGCGUGUCCGUCCUCUCGGCAGGGUGACGUCGCUAGCCAACCUCAUCUCUCCGGUGAAGAAUGGGGCCGUCCGGCGCUUCGGCCAAACCAUCCAGGCCUCCUUCCGGGGAGAUGGCAAGUCGCCGGGCGUGCCCCAGAAGCCUUGCAGCAAGGCAGCGGCCCCUACACCGCCCAAAAGGAGGAACAGCAUGCUAUGGUCGGAGACACUAGACGUCCACCAGAAAGGAACUUUCUCUACCAAAGAGAUCAAGCGACAGGAGGCCAUAUUUGAGCUGUCUCGUGGAGAACAGGACCUGAUUGAGGACCUCCAGCUUGCACGCAAGGCGUACCAUGACCCAAUGCUGAAGCUCUCCAUUAUGUCCGAGGAGGAGCUCACUCACAUCUUUGGCAACCUGGAUGCCUACAUCCCUCUGCACGAGGACCUCCUGGGGCAGCUCUCCAAAGCCACAGGGCCAGAUGGGACAGUGGGCCAGAUCGGACAGAUUGUCGUAAGCUGGCUGCCUAGGCUUAACGCCUACAAUGACUACUGCAGCAACCAGCUGGCAGCCAAGGCACUGCUGGACCAGAAGAAACAGGACCGACGGGUGCAGGACUUCCUGCAGCGCUGUCUUGAGUCGCCCUUCAGCAGGAAGCUGGACCUGUGGAGCUUCCUGGACAUCCCACGCUCUCGCCUGGUCAAGUACCCACUGCUGCUCAAAGAGAUUCUGAAACACACUCCACCAGAGCACCCAGACGCUGCCAGUCUGGAGGAAGCGAUCACCAUCAUCCAGGGUGUUCUGUCUGACAUCAACAUGAAGAAGGGAGAGUCUGAGUGCCAGUACUACAUUGACAAGCUGGAGUAUCUGGACGACAGGCAGAGAGACCCUCGCAUCGAGCAGUGCAAGAGCCUGCUGUGUCACGGGGAGCUACGAAACAAAAGCGGCACGAAGCUGCAUGUGUUCCUGUUCACCGAGCUGCUGGUUCUGACCCGCCCCGUCACCAGGAACGAGCGCCACUGUUUCCAGGUUUACCGGCAACCAAUCCCAGUGGAGGAUCUUGUGUUGGAAGACUUGCAGGACGGAGACGUCAGAAUGGGCGGCUCCUUCAGAGGCGCUUUCAGCACCGCAGACAAAGCCAAGAAUAUUUUCCGUGUGCGUUCCCAUGACCCGAGCCAGGCGCAGUCCCACACGCUGCAGGUCAACGAUGUCUUCCACAAGCAGCAGUGGCUCAACUGCCUUCGCAGCGCCAUUUCCGUCCACGGGCCCUUCAGCGAGCCCUCGACACCCUCCCCACCGGCGAGCGAUGCUCGCUCCAAGCGCCGCCCUUCCUCCGUCUCGGCCAUCGUCCACAUGGAGGAAGCAGAUGAGAACUGCCCGCAGCCCACCUCUCAGUCUGCCCCCAGCUCGCCGUGCAACAGCACAACCCCCAGCCCCACCACGACUUCCCCUUCAUCCCACUCUUCCUCCUCAUCUUCUUCGUCGUCGCCGCUCUCCUCGCCCACAUCGCACAAAACCAAAAAGGACAAGAAGUCUCUGUGUUCUUUAGGGAAGAGAAAAGAAACUAUGGUGUGAACUGAGGUGAAAGGAGAAAAUGGACUCCUGGGCAGACAUUUUUUGUACAUAAAUGUUCAAAGGAACGUGGAGCAGCGUGGGACUUGUAUUUAUGUGUGUCUGCGUGUGUGCGUAUUAUUAAAACAGUGUUUUGUGUUACUGUCCUCUUCGGCAGCUAUUUACCAUACCCCUCCAUCCAAGUGCACCCCACAGAGACACAGUAUUCUGGACAGACGUGCAUGGCUUUGUACCAGCUCUACAAAGGGAAGCGUAAUGAGAAGCAAACAAGCAUUUGACACAUUAAUCUGUGUGUCAUGAGUUUGUUGAUUUCUUGAAGAUAGAGGUGGUGCAUUCAAUCCUGUUUACUAUUAAUUUGAUAUUUAAGCAUUAUUUUAGAUCUUAUGGGGGGCUAAUGAAAGUUUUACAUUUUUAUAAUAUAAAAUGUAUUGUAGUGUUUUUUUAGGACUCAUAAAGCAGCACUGUUUUAGCUUUUUGGUGAAGUUAUUUGAAAUUUUGAGCAUGUUUAGCAGGCCGGAAAGGAAGAGAAUUCCCAAAACCUAUGAGAUGUACUACACAAAGCUACAUAUUUCUCUGUAAGAGUCUGAUUUUUAGAUUAAUCAGACGCCGCGUCUUAUUUUUUAUACAUUCCUUUAAUGACAGAUGUUAGGAUUGGGACACUAUUUUAUUUUUUGCAUUUACUGCAUUCAGAGGCAUUAAUUUAAAUCCAGUAACAGAUGAGAUUUCUGUUUCUCUCUGUGAGAACAAAGACAUCACUAUGAAGUGUGUUAGCAAAUCAUCCGAUGUCAAAAUCAUGUCAGAGAAGAGAUGAGUUUUGUUUUGAAACAAAAUUUUGAACUGAGCCAUGUUGGUUUUUGAAAAGCUGACUUUUCAGAAUGAAACAUCACUUUUCAGUGUAGCAUCUUGCAUGGAGCUUUGGUUGUGGACAUUGCUUGCACCAGUAGAGGCAGCAGGACGUAUUGACUUGUCCUGACGGACAGGACAGUUAAACAUGGAAAAGACUGGUUGGUUGAAAAUAAGAGAAUGUUGUUGAAGGCUGAAGACAAAAGAGAAACGAUGGAUAAAGUUGUGUUGGAACUGAAAAAGACUGUCAAUGCAGUAUGUUAAACUUUAUUAACUUUCUGUAUAAGUUGAUAUAUCAGCGAUGGAUGAUAGAUGGUAAAAAUCAAGUGAAUGUAAUCGAUGGAAAAAAGUAUGUAGGGGAAGGGAGACAAAAAAGAAGGAUUUUGUAUGUGUGCAUAAGUUGUUUUUGCUGUUGAGAUGACAAAAGAAAAGUGAGAAGGGCAACUUGCUGGCCACGAACUGUAUGUAAUUAAAAGAACAAUAAAGAUCUGUGUAAGAUUUGCAACUGAA
Siniperca chuatsi (mandarin fish) is the source of this 3314-nucleotide messenger RNA. It is a transcript of the gene net1, whose product is annotated as neuroepithelial cell transforming 1. The record is from RefSeq and is a predicted model, not a curated record. The coding region runs from base 132 to 1964 and encodes 610 amino acids. Gene Ontology annotation, molecular function: guanyl-nucleotide exchange factor activity. Lineage: Eukaryota; Metazoa; Chordata; Actinopteri; Centrarchiformes; Sinipercidae. The transcript has 11 exons. Gene Ontology annotation, biological process: positive regulation of Rho protein signal transduction; intracellular signal transduction.